UUCACUGAGAACUUGAGAUGGUCCUCACUGCGGAACAUGAAAUUGUCGGGCGUCUUUUCUGAACUUUGCUACUCCUCCCCCACUGAUGACUCUCGCAUUUCAGGCAAAGCUCAUCUCAAAAGAACCUAUUUUUCGGAUCUUACACUGAAUGGAGUAACUCUGACCUAGGCCAAACUACAGGGUCCGUAAUCAUUUUUAUCAUCGCUCUUCCACAACAUUUCCAACGGGUUUCAGCGGAAUUUAUUCAGCUCUGAAUUAUUUUUAGCACAAUUGAGUCCCUCGAAGUAUGAGUCUGCAUCUUUCUUCUUUUCCAUCAGAAAAGCCAACCUCUUUUCUAGCAGUCUAUGGAAAAGACGUAGAAAACUAGAAUAUUGUUGCAUAAUGUUGCGUUUUUUGCUAACAAACAGUUUGAGCUGUUAAAGAAGAUGGUUUGCACAUCUUUAUUUUUUUGCUCAUGGCUUUUAGGAGUUUUAAAGUUGACACAGCAGCAACUACAUUCAAAUACUGUAGCCAGCUCAACAGCAAAUGGUGUGUCUGGUGUUUAUACAGAUGAAACUGAGACGAUAUCAGUAAUGGAGGGAGAUUCUGUCACUUUACACACUGGUGUCACUGAAAUACAGAGAGAUGAACAGAUACUGUGGACAUUUAGACAUCAAAAGUCAGAGACUCGUAUCGCUGAAAUCUAUAAACAGAUCAUCUCUAUAUAUGAUAGUGUUGAUAAUGAGAGAUUCAGAGGCAGAUUACAGAUAGAUGAGAAAACAGGAUCUCUGAACAUCACAAAUAUCAACACAUUACACUCUGGACUUUAUAAACUACAGGUCAUCAGUGAAAAGGUCAAACACAUGAGCUUCAAUAUUGCUGUCUAUGCGCUUUUAACUGUUCCUGUCAUCAGUGAUUCGCUGCAAAAACCUUCAGUAUCAGAAAAAUCAUCUAGUCAGAAUUGUUCACUGGUGUGUUCAGCUGAAAAUGUGAGUGAUGUGACUCUCUCCUGGUAUAAAGGAAUCAGUGUAUUGUCCAACAUCAGUGUGUCUGAUCUCAGCAUCAGUCUCUCUCUACCUCUGGAGAUUCAGUGUCUGGAUGAUUCAUACAGCUGUGUAGUGUCUUAUUCAUUCACCAACCGAACUACACACCUCAACAUCACUGAUCUCUGUCAGGCGUGUCCAGAAGCCAGACAACAUGUAUUUAUCACGCUGAUAAUGGUUGGUUUGGUGGUCGUGAUCAUAGCGGGGGUUGUGUUGAUGUAUUGUUGCUGUAAAAACAACAAACAAGCGAAACGAAAAGCUCAGACAACCGAGGAAGAGGUCGUUUAUACUGAUACGACGUUUACCACGCAGAGAGCUUUAGAUGCGGAGACUAAUAGACGGGAUGAGACCGAGUAUUCAAGAGUUGUUUUGAGAUGAUAACCAACCACACAGUCUGUUAUUGUACAGCUCUGUUAUUAAAUGAUAGACAGAGCAUGUUGGAGCACACCUGGCAAUGCUUCAUUACUCAUUCAUGUCUAGACGUGAGUAGAGCUGGUUUGCGUGCCUAGUAGUUAGUAUUAUUAUACAGCCAUCAUAAUACUACCCUAUUCCAUGAGUCAGAGAUAAAGAGAAAGAAGUCGACUCAGAAAACAUCUAUGUUUUCACCUAUGGUAGUAAGUAAUGAGAGCAACAUGCAUUUAAUGACCCGUUGAAUGUGUGUGUAAAGCCAAGGCCUCCCUCUACUGACUGUAAGUGAUACUUACAAGAAUCACUAUGAUGGAUUUUGCUGGUUAUCAUGGAUAAGUAAUCAAGUUAGUCUCUGCUUGUUCUGUACAUAACUGUAACUGCACAAGAUGAGGAGCAAAAGCAAGAUCUAAGGAAAAAUUUCUUAUAAUGUUAAUCUGAGAUGAUUUUGUUUAUUGUCAUGUCAGUGAAUAUGGUACUUUUGCAAAGAGUCAUUUUUGUAAAGAGUCAUGUCAUUAAGUGAUGUUAAAUAGUGGGUUGAUGUAAUGUCAUGCGAAAGUGUUGAUUUUUAUAAAAGCAUUCAGUGUACAUUACUAGUACUUUAUAAUGAUGUUGUAAUCAUUGCUGUGUUUUGCUUAUUUGCUGAGAAAUAAAUAUUUCUAAACUUUUACUCUGUA
Messenger RNA from Pimephales promelas (fathead minnow), 2104 nucleotides. NCBI's taxonomy places the organism in Eukaryota, Metazoa, Chordata, Actinopteri, Cypriniformes, Leuciscidae. The record is from RefSeq and is a predicted model, not a curated record.